CUCUCUUAGUACUGGUUUGGGGAUCCGCCUUUCCAAUCCUUCGUUCGAACUCGUUGGAGAUAGAGCCCCUAAAGACCCGCCUUUCUCCAGAGGAUUGGCGGAUGAAUGCACAUAUAGCCCACCCUCGACGGACUGUUGAAGCCUGGAAGUCCCUUCCCCUUUCCCCUCCCCCCUCUGCCGCUUUGUGGCAUCCCCCUCCCUCUGCCCUUUCCCAUCUGAUAAUCUGGCCAUGACUAGCAGAAGCACGGCCAGGCCCAAUGGGCAGCCUCAAACCAGCAAAAUAUGCCAGUUCAAAUUGGUCCUGCUGGGGGAAUCUGCAGUGGGGAAAUCUAGCCUGGUGUUACGUUUUGUCAAAGGACAGUUCCAUGAGUACCAGGAGAGUACUAUUGGAGCGGCCUUCCUCACCCAGUCCGUUUGUCUAGAUGACACAACUGUCAAGUUUGAGAUCUGGGACACAGCUGGGCAGGAGCGAUACCACAGCUUAGCUCCCAUGUACUACAGGGGUGCCCAAGCUGCAAUUGUGGUUUAUGAUAUUACUAAUCAGGAAACCUUUGCCCGGGCGAAGACAUGGGUAAAGGAGCUACAGCGGCAGGCCAGUCCUAGCAUCGUUAUUGCCCUGGCAGGGAACAAAGCAGACCUGGCUAACAAGCGCAUGGUGGAGUAUGAAGAGGCCCAAGCAUAUGCAGAUGACAACAGCUUAUUGUUUAUGGAGACUUCAGCCAAGACAGCUAUGAACGUGAAUGAUCUCUUCCUGGCAAUAGCUAAGAAGUUGCCAAAGAGCGAACCCCAGAAUCUGGGAGGUACAGCAGGCCGAAGUCGGGGUGUGGAUCUCCAUGAGCCUUCCCAGCAAAACAAGAGCCAGUGUUGUAGCAACUGAGGGGUGGCUAGCAGCAAACGAGUAUGGAGCUAGCACGAGAGCUAAGAAAUAACCUCCAUCCCCACCCCUCAGCACACAGCCCCUACGGUAACAGCACACUGAGCCCUGGCUCCCAAGGGCUGCCUCCUGACAGCUCCGUCAUGGCACUUUUUAACGCUUCAGCAACCAACACCAGGCAGCUGUUGCCACUGGCCUCCUACCCCCUACUUUGGGGUUUAGGGGUCAAAUCUCCCCAGGACUUAACUUCCAAAACAAACUUUCUUCACGUUGUAUUAUAGGUGCAAGACAGUGAUCUUAUCUUUCCUCCUCCUCCCCCUUGUUCUUUCCCAUAUUUGCAGAAAACAUUUUUGUCUCCUUCUCCCUUCCACUUUUGAUCAGUCCCUAUUUUUGAUCCUCUUUUCUUCCUCUCCCCAGGAUGGAGAAGGUAGUGAAUCCAUGAACUGGAGGGAGAUUUCUAGUUUAGUUAUAUUAAUGGCCCUGGGGAAGAGUAAAAGCUCAGAGCAAGAGGCAGUAAGGAAACAUUUCCUUUUUGUUUUUAUGGUUGGAAUUUCUCGUGUUUGAAAACAUUGCAGCAUAUAUUAGUUGGCCCUGUGGAGGGUGUUCCUAGAUAGAGUUGAGAAUAGAGAGGCAAGCUCUCAGGCACCACGUGGGAGUCAUAUUGUUAGCUAAUUGGACAAAGUGGAGGUGAUGUGGCUCUGGAACUCUUCCAAGGCCCAGUUUCCUCACACCCAGCCUAUUAGGUAGCUUCUCCCCUAGAGUGGGGACUGGACCCUAGAGUCCUCCAAAGAAUCUUCACUGGUUGCCUGCAUCUUUGGCUCUGCUGUGAUCUAAUUAGAGGAGUUUCUGACACCUAUCCUCUGAUUUAUACAUAUGCAUUUUCCCCCAUUCCUCUGGCCUUUAGAUGGCCUCAGUCCUAGCCACCACAUCCCCCUGCAGUUUGCACUUUAAUUGAUGGUAGUUCAGUCGGGAUACUUGUUUUAUGGGAGUUUUGAUUGAUUUACCUGCCCUCCCUCCUUUUUAAGUAAAUGGAAUCUGAAGUAUAUGAGGUUUGGGGAGGGGCUUUAGAGAACAGAACCAGUGGCAGCUACUCAAGCCCAGUCUCCACUGCUGGCUUCCUCCAACUCUUGAUUCUUAACCUAUAUUCUUGCCAACCUAGUUCGUGAGUAUAGGUUUGCCUUUCCUGGAGAAUUAACUGAGCAAUUGGGGAGUGGCCUCAGAGUAGCAUAGGCCAAAGUAGGGGAGUAAGAGAGGUCAGGAAAAAGGGAGUAGUUUUAUAUCCUUUCCCAGGGUUCACAUUCAAUUUGCUAUCCAUUACCAUGUCUUUUCUACUUCCUUGUAAAUAGGUAUAAUCUUUAUUCUCACUAUACAGUCUGUUCUAUCCCCUGUCUCCCAUCAGGAUCUAUUCCUUUUCUCCUUUGUUAGUAUCUUGAGUUUAGUUCCUCCAUCCUUAUCCCCAUACCUACCCUCCCCAACCAAUAGUUUAAUCCACAUACCACUAGGGGCUAGUACCACAGAGGCCUGGUUGUAGUCCCUUCAUAUCAUACCACCUGUUCCUACGGACAGGAAGUGACUAGCACUGAAUGUGCCUCACAGCUGUCUCACAUCAUCAGAGGACCUUGGUCUUUUCUAAACUCUAAUCUCUUCACAUCCCUCAUCAGGUGUUUUAGAUGUCUGUGGGAAGCCAUCAAGGCAAGGGAGAACUCUUAAGUUCUUUCUUGUUCUGGCCUAGAGUUUUGGAGAAAUUUGGGGGGAAAAAAACACAGGAAAAGCCACGAGUGUCCCAGGCCAGCUGAGAAACCAGGAAGCUGAGAAUCUGUAGGACCCAGCUUAGAUUCUUCCACUUAGGCCUCAAUUCCCUUCCUUUUCCAGGGGCAGCCUUAGUUCCCAAGGCCCUGAAACAACAUACAUUUCCCUUUCCUUCCCAGAAACCAUUAGCCUCCACACUCCCUACAAGUACCUAGUGCAUCCUUUUUACAAGUGGAAGAACUAGAAUGGCUCACCAAGUCUCUUAGAAUUAAAUUCUUUGUAUGGUUUUCCUCAUGGAAUAGGAGUGAAGAUGUUUCAUUGCCUUGGGGCUGGGAAACCAUUUCCCCAGGCUUCUCUCCUCCUUCACCUCCUUAGGAACAGUAUUGGCCUUAGCUUCUGGGCCUGUCUGCCUUCUACUCCUACCAGCUCUUCUGCCCUCCUUUGAGCUCUGUUGGGCUUGGGCCUCUUAGUUUUUUAUUUCCGAGCUCUUCAUUUUCUUUCCUUCUGAUCAGUUUUUUUGUUUUCUUUUAUUUUGUUCAUUUUAGGGAGGAGGGGGUCUCUCUCUCUCUCUCUUUUUUUUUCCCCUCCUUCAAAGAAAGCAUUUGUCUUUCUUUCCCUUUCUUCUUCUCCCAACAUAACAAUCGUGGUAACAGAAUGCGACUGCUGAUUUACCGAUGUAUUUAAUGUAAGUAAAAAAGGAAAAAAAAAAAAAAAA
Marmota monax (woodchuck) is the source of this 3338-nucleotide messenger RNA. RefSeq names its product RAB5B, member RAS oncogene family (gene Rab5b). Bases 230 to 877 code for a protein of 215 amino acids. The transcript has 6 exons. NCBI's taxonomy places the organism in Eukaryota, Metazoa, Chordata, Mammalia, Rodentia, Sciuridae. Gene Ontology annotation, molecular function: GTPase activity; GTP binding. The record is from RefSeq and is a predicted model, not a curated record.